CUUUUUUUUUGCUCCCAAGGCAGGGGGGGUGGUGUUUCACCAGCUGACUAAUCGGACUAGUCUACUCACCAGAACGGUCGCUCCGGUGUAACGCCGUGCAUUCACAAGCUCGUGAUGACUUGAUUGAGUGGCGCGCGGGGUUCGAGGAGGAGGGUGGUGGGGCAGCUACUGUCGCCGGUGACACCGCCAUCGGCUGGUUCGCACCGAGCGUCGAGGGGCUCCUGGACGUUUAAACGCCGGUCCGGCAGCGGGAUUCUGUCUGCGUCCGGCAUAGCGGCUAGGGUCGCAGCCCGGCGGCAGGCGGCGCUCCAGCUUGAUUUCUCAGGGGCUGAUGCUAGACAACCAAUCGUUUUAAGUGACGAUGGGACCGAUGUGGAUGACGAGGCCCACACCCCCCCUAGUGACCCCGAGGAGUUGGAUGAUACGGAGCCGGUGCAUCCCCGUUCUCCCAGAUUGAGACGCGGGGGAGGCCGGGUGAGCUUGUACGGCUGCUCACUGGAUUAUCGACAAAGCAGAGGAAGGAUGUUAUUUCUAUUGGCAUGGGGGGGUUUCUAGGCCUCCGGGUUGAGGCUUUACCCUUGCGUCUAGGCCAUUGGUUGGUAAGCAACUUCAACCCUGCACAAAUGGCCAUAAAGUUGAGCAACGGGAGGUUCCUACGCAUCACGGAGGAAGGCGUGGCAGCUGUGCUGGACCUCCCGAAUGGAUCCGUUACGAUGACCGAACGGGAUUGCCAUAUGGUUGGUCCAGACUUGCUUGCAUGGCGGUGUAAGGUUAAGAAGCGUAACGGUAAUAUCACGGUGCACGCGCUGGCCACGCUGGCGUUAAGUCUCAAAGAAGGUGGGGUGUGGUUCAAACGCCAUUUCUGUCUGGUAGUGGCGAGCACUUUGGUAGCGAGCACACCCAACGGCUAUGCCAACCAGAAGACCGUACACAUGUUUAAGGAUGUGAGGAUGAUCAAGGAUCUUGAUUGGUGUGGUUAUCUUCUAAGCUCGCUGGUAAAUACCCAUGAUAGCUGGUCCCAGAACACCGCAAGGAAAUUCACGGGCCCGUUGUUGUUCUUGACUUUGUUAUAUGUUGACAGGGUCGAAGUCGGCGAGCGGAAUGUGCCGAGGGCCAACCCGGCCUCACACGGAUGGACUAAAAGGGCGUUGGAUGCAUGGGAGCAACAGGAGGUUGAUGCGGGGGGGUUCGGGUACGGGCGGUUGGAGGAACCGUUUUGGACACCAGCCGCGCGUCCCGCGCGUCGUAGCUCCGUGGAACAGACACGGUAUGGCCGGGCUGAUAGCAGACCACAACCAGUGCACCAAGAUCACACACCAGGUGUUAGCAUGAUCAGCGCAGCGUCCCGUGCUCCAACGGUCCCAAGCUCUAUAGGGGAUACCACGGGCAGCCGUGGCGCUACAGGGGACCACCCGGUGCACCAUGGCCUCAUUCCGGCUACAGACAAGGGGUUUGGCUGUGAACUAGAUUCCAUGAUUGCUGACCUCCGUAUAGUAGCCUCACGCGUUGCAAAUAAGGUUCGCGAAGACCCCAGACAGGCCCAGGGACGCCAGUGUUUCCACCACCUCGGCGGGGUCGCCAGUUUAAUCUCGGGUUUGAUACCGACCCCGGCUGAAGUGACCACCGCACCAGAGCACCAUGAAGACCCGUUCUGGCACUCCUCCCAGUUAUUCAGGGAGGUCAAUCGGGUUGAGGAGGCCGUCACGCGAGACCUAGCGACGCAGAGGGUGGUGGGUAUGCCGGUUGGCCAGGCAAAUGGAACCAUGCAAUCUCGACAGGGGGUGCAAGUCAGGGAGCCCAGUCCGGAAGGGGUUGAGCCACCGAGUUUUAGCCUAGGGAUGACACAAGAGUUGGCUGAAGUCGCACCCAAUCGGAUCCCUGAAGUGACCACCGCACCAGUCUUACCUCCAGAGCACCAUGAAGACCCGUUCUGGCACUCCUCCCAGUUAUUCAGGGAGGUCAAUCGGGUUGAGGAGGCCGUCACGCGAGACCUAACGACACAGAGGAUGGUGGGUAUGCCGGUUGGCCAGGCAAAUGGAACCAUGCAAUCUCGACAGGGGGUGCAAGUCAGGGAGCCCAGUCCGGAAGGGUUUGAGCCACCGAGUUUUAGCCUAGGGAUGACACAAGAGCUGGCAUCACAGAGGGUAGAGGAUAUGUCGGUUGGCUCGUUGAAUGUGGUGCAGGCGAGGGAGACGCGUCCAGAGAUGGAGGGGUUGACAGCUGGCCCGUCAAAUGCGGCCACACCACUUAUGCAGCGACAGCGGACGGGGGGGACCAUUACGCCGCAGCGGGGGUUGCGCACGCUGGCAUCAUUGAGGGUUGAGCGUAGGACGCAUGGCCUGUCAAAUGCUACCACACUGACUCCCCAGGUGCACCGCCCUGCUGUCCUGGAAUCGCCACCGCCGCGUGUGCCACUGGGCGGGAGGCCUGGAGCAGUCCACAAAGGAAAGAGCCCACUUGGGAAUGAGAGCGAACCGUUUUGCAUGGUUUUCAACGCCGCAAAGGGGUACCCCACGGCUCCCCUGCCACCCGUUUAUGUCGUCUGGAAGUGGCUUUUUGACUCACCGCACGGCGACCGCAAUGAAGUGUUGUUCCAGCAUGCGGACCGGAAAGCAAGAUGGGCGGACUUCAGCACACUCAAGGAGGGGUCAAACAUCUCUAAAGUGAUGGUCGAUGCCUGGUGCUUUGUACUCAAUACGAGGGAAAACUAUAGGAAACCCGGGGUAUCUUCACGCAUGUUUUUAACUCCAGCCACUACGAUUGGGACGGUGGUCGCUGCUACCUGCAACCGGAAUGAUAGACUAGCGUGGUUCACACGAAGACUUGAUAUAGAGGUGCAAGCUACCGACCAUGUGGGGAUCGCCACGCUCGACAUGUAUAUCUUCCCGAUUAUGCAUAACAGGCGGUUCUUCAUGAUCAGCAUCAGUUUCAAGCAUGGGACCUUUGACAUUAUUGACAGCGCUCCAGCGGUCAGCGAUAGCAUAGAGAUAUACGGACGCAUCCCGGGGGAAUUGCAUUACAGAGGGACCUCCUAGCUGCAUAUCUCGAGAGAAAACAACAGCCGGUGCGUGCACUACGUCUGAGGGACAUGCAACCUAAAAGGAUGAUGGUGGCAUGGGGAGAACCCACGGCCGGUGUAGAGUCAGCGGUAUAUACGAUGAGACACAUGGAGGAAUAUGUUGGUCAGAAAUCCACCACCUGGUAUUGCGGGCUACAAGCAGGGGGUGCGGCGCUGAUGCUCAACCUUCGCAAGCGUUUCCUGCACAACAUCAUCCUCAGCGCCGCAAAUGUCCACGUGCAAAAUAUUAUCGCACGUGUGGGGGAGUACGACCGCAUGAGGGCUGCACAGAUGCUCCAAUCAACGGCGCGCCAACCGUCCUAACAACUGCCUAGGGGGCAGCUCUGAAAAGCAAUAGUUAAUAAACUGGGACUUGAUUUUGGGUACAGGGAUGUUUCAGGUUGGGGCUAGUUCACUGUGACCGAUUGCAGUAGUCAACUAACUUAUCCUUUUUGCAAAAAUAAUCUGGGCAGGUGUGUAGUCUUGCUGUGCUAAAUAGGUGAUCUAUUUUGUUAUUUUGACAUUUGUUAUGUGAUUCGUGAUCUUGGUAGAUAUUAUGUUCUAUAUGAAAAUUGCAUCCGGUAUAUAAACUGUUUGAAUA
Messenger RNA from Ipomoea nil (Japanese morning glory), 3659 nucleotides. RefSeq lists its product as uncharacterized. The coding region runs from base 540 to 3035 and encodes 831 amino acids. NCBI's taxonomy places the organism in Eukaryota, Viridiplantae, Streptophyta, Magnoliopsida, Solanales, Convolvulaceae. The record is from RefSeq and is a predicted model, not a curated record. The transcript has 14 exons.